Messenger RNA from Penicillium cosmopolitanum, 465 nucleotides. Its product is annotated as Hsp20/alpha crystallin family protein. The transcript has a single exon. Gene Ontology annotation, biological process: response to salt stress; protein folding; response to hydrogen peroxide. The record is from RefSeq and is a predicted model, not a curated record. The coding region runs from base 1 to 465 and encodes 154 amino acids. NCBI's taxonomy places the organism in Eukaryota, Fungi, Ascomycota, Eurotiomycetes, Eurotiales, Aspergillaceae.
AUGUCUUUGAUUCCGCAGCUCCACCGGGGAGCUCUCUCCUCGAUUGCCCGUCUGUUAGAUAACUAUGACAACUACCUGUCCAACUUAAACCCCGGAUCAGAUCUUCCAAUCUGUGCGCCAUCCUUCGAUAUUUGCGAGACUGAAGACGCGUACUAUUUUUAUGGAGAGCUCCCUGGCGUCCAAUCAAAGAACCUUUACGUUGAAUUACGAGAUCAGCACACGCUCAUCCUCAAGGGCCAGUCCGAACGUCAGUCAUCUUCGGAUGUGAAGGGAGGCGUAUGGUGUGUUUUAGAACGUUCGGUUGGAGACUUCGGACGCAUCUUCAGUUUCCCAACUUCAGUUGACGUGGAUGGAGCUCACGCUCAUUUGAGAGACGGUAUAAUCUCACUAAUUGUACCGAAAGGCGCUUCAAUAUCCAUCAACAAGAAAGUCACUAUCGAGAGUUGGAUUGGAGAUUUUCCUUAA